AUGUCAACAAGUGUUUCUGAAACAGAUAAUGUUUCAAAUAAUUCCUCCGCAUCCGAUCGUUUUUCUUCAAAUGAAGACAGUCAAGAGAGUCAUAAUAGAGCCAGCUCGCAGCCGAUAUUCAUCGAAAUACUCUCUACAAAUUCAAACUCUGAGAACGGCUCAUAUCAGGUUAUUCUUAAUGAUACAGUCAUUAAUUCGACACGUAAUACGCCAACAAAGAGUGGGAUUAAAAUACCAUCGAACUCUACCACACCUCAGCAUAUAGUAAAUGGUCGUUCACUGAGUAAUACACCCAAAAGCAAUAGUAGUAGGAUACGAUUGGAGCAACCAAUUCCAAGGGCACCCGCUCAAGUCGUUCAGAGGCCAUCUAUGGACUCAAUCCAAUUGGAUCGGAGCAUACACAAUGCCUCCCAUGCUAGUAGCAUUGGAACAAUAGCUACCACAGCCCUUAUGAAUAAAACGCUAUCGAGCGAUUCUAUUUCAGUAACACAGCGCAACCCAAACUCAUCCAGAAUUAGUAUAAAUCAGAGCAAGUCCCCAGCAAGAAAGCAAAGUCCUAGCAUGGCUAAACCACAACUUGUGCAUAAUAAAGGAAAGCCAAUUCUUUUAUCUUUCGAUAAUAAAAGUCCUAUUGAAGAUUCAGAAGAUACCCCAGAAGGCCGACUCAAGAGAAAUAUCAAAUUAGAAGACUCGGUAAGGUUACUUCAAGAAGAAUUCAAGUCACCAAGCUUACAUACAGCUGAAACGGCAACUUUUAGUACUAAAACUAAAGGUGUUUACCCUCUAGAGCCGGAAAAGGCUUUGCAUUCACCAAAAUCGCCAAAUAGGUUAUCAAGAGAUAAAUCUUCUUUACUUAAUGAUAUACCUGAAUCUGAACUGCUAGAGAAAAUACGAAACAGUCAAUUUCUUUGGUCAGGAUUACUGAAAACUGACUCAGAUGAUACUUCAUCAGUCAAUUCUGAAGGAAGUGAACUGAGUGCGCAGUAUAAUGAGAAAGAUGUUAUAAAUAGUAAUGGUAAAGAUUCUACCCGAAGGAAUGAUGGAAAUGCCAAGGAUAUACCUAACAUAAAGCAGAAACGAUCGAGCCUAUCAUUAAAUGCAGAAAAUACGAAAGAAAAUACUAACAACAACAGCACUUUCAAUUUGUUAUCUCCAGAGCAUUUUUAUAAUCAAAACAAUAAUGUUAACUAUGAUGAAGAGAAGUUUAUUGAAACCUCUUAUCAUGUACAUUUCAAAAAUACUUACCAACCGAUCCAAUAUACUGAUGUGUAUACGGUAAGUUCAACAGAUUCUGAGACAGCAGGUAUAUUUGACAUGUAUAGUUUCUGGAGAUUGUUAAUCCUAUUUCUCGUCUGUUUAUGUGUUCCACCGUUAUUCUUUCUGAUUGCGGCAGGCAACAGAUGUGGGAUUUCAGAUUACAGGCUUAUGAAAAUGGUGAUAUUAAAGAAAUACAGGCUCUAUCUGUACCAAGGCUUCAUAUUUAACAUAAACUUAGGAUGGUUAAGAAUUAUAUGUUUCGUAUGUGGCGUAGCAGAGCUUUUAGCAGCAUUUGCUGGUAUUGCUAUCGGUCUCGGUGUUGGAUUAACUUAA
Messenger RNA from Nakaseomyces glabratus, 1590 nucleotides. It is a transcript of the gene BUD9, whose product is annotated as Bud9p. NCBI's taxonomy places the organism in Eukaryota, Fungi, Ascomycota, Saccharomycetes, Saccharomycetales, Saccharomycetaceae. The record is from RefSeq and is a predicted model, not a curated record.